CUUCAUCAAUAAUGAUGGCCAGGUCAUGUUUGAGAUACUCGUACUCGGGCCUCAUAAGUCAACCGGGGCCACCGACUACUCUUCUAGGAGGCUCUCCGUUGCAUCCGUUUGAUGUCCUUUUGUGUCCUUGCCUCGAAGUUUCACCAAUCAUUGUUACAAUUGCGCUUUUCCCCGAUAGCACAAACCCCUUAUCAUCUCUCUUCCUCCACUUUCGAUAAGGCUUCACGUCUGGACUACGGAGCGUCGCGACUUCUUCAAACCUUACAAGUCAAGAGAGGUUGCAAUGUCCGCCACUUUUGCCGCGAAGUCGUAAGCAGGCCAAGUCGUACAUUGGUACGAGCGAACCUUGUUGCAGCUAGUCAUAUACAGAUGGUAAGGGAUCUGGAAUCGCAAAAGGACGACUUCUGUGCUUUCCUUACAGGUAAACCAUUUCCUUUGUUGCUUGUUUCGAUCAUCGGAGUCCAAGAUGGAAUUGUCGAUAUCUCUCCUACUCUUAGGCGCCUUCCUGCCCGUCUGGGCUGCUUUGUACUGGGUUCUUCCGUACUUGACAACAUACAGACACCUGAAGAACAUCCCGGGUCCUUUUGUCGCGAAGUUCAGCAACAUCUGGCUUGCGCUUGGUGCUCGUCAAGGGCAGAAGUUUGCCUGGGUCGACUAUGCACACCGAAAGUACGGCAAAGUAGUGCGGGUAGGGUAUAAUCAUGUAUCGAUUGCGACACCCGAAGGCCUGGCGACGGUCUACGCCCACGGCAACGGAUUCUUGAAAGACCACUUCUACACGGCUUUCGUUUCAGGCGUCCCCGGUGUUUUCAACGUGCGGGAUCGCAGAGAACACACCAGAAAGCGGAAGAUUAUCGCUCAUGCUUUCUCUCCCGCCGCUGUCCAAGAUUUUGAGCCGCAUAUGGCCGCCAAUCUCAGACGAUGGGUUGGUCAGCUUGACAAGAUUGCUUCUCAUCCAGCCGAGUCAGGUUACGCCAAGAUGAACAUGAUGCCUUGGUGUACCUUUUUGGCUUUCGACAUUAUCGGUGACCUGGCAUUCGGAGCUCCAUUUGGAAUGGUAGAGCGAGGUCGUGAUGAAUGUCCAGCAGAGGUUGCUGGUAAAGGCAUCACAUACGUCUCCGGAGCGGAAACGCUCAACCGGAGAGGUGAAGUCAGCUCGACCCUCGGCCUCUUGCUGCCUAUCAGACCCUACGCCAAGCUCUUGCCAGAUCCAUUCUUCCAUAAGGGCCUACGAUCCGUGAAGAACCUUCAUGGAAUUGCAGUCGUAGCCGUCGAAAAGCGUCUGGAUGCCACCGAAAAGGGAGAUCUGGCUGCGAAACAGCGUCACGAUAUCUUGGAGAUGCUGUGCCGAGCCAAGGAUUGGAACGGAAACCCGAUGCCACGAGAUGAGCUCAUCUCCGAGGCUUUGACACAGUUGAUUGCAGGAAGUGAUACUGUCUCCAAUACCGCCUGUGCCGUCAUCUACUGGAUUCUCGACGGCGAGCGCAAAAACCCUGGAAAAAUCAUCUCACGCCUCCAAGCUGAGCUCGACGAUGCCAUUCCUGCGACCGCUGAGAUUGCCGAGCACUCGCAAGUCAAGAACCUACGCUUCCUCAGACAGUGCAUCGACGAGGGUAUGCGGUUACACUCGACCUCGGCCAUUGGGCUCCCGCGUAUCGUGACAGACAAGCACGGAGUUGCUUAUCAAGACCAAGUCUUUCCGCAAGGCACGGUAUUGUCUGUCCCGAGUUUCACGAUCCAUCAUGACGCAGAGGUAUGGGGUGAUGAUGUUGAUGAGUUCAACCCGGACCGUUGGUUGGACCUCACUCCACGACAGAAGAUCGGCUUCAACCCCUUCUCCUAUGGACCUCGAGCCUGCGUCGGUCAAAAUGUUGCGCAUAUGGAACUUGCGCUGAUUAUAGGCACCGCCUUCCACCGCUACGAUUUUACACCGUACCAGACCAAGCUCAUGUCUUCUGAAGGCUUUUCCAAAAAGCCCAAUGAAUGCUGGGUUGGGAUCAAACGAAGAAAGCAAUCUGAAUAGACGACAUACUUGGUGUUUUUAUGAUAGACAGCAACAUCAAAAAGCUAAAUCCC
Molecule: messenger RNA, 2076 nt
Organism: Exophiala viscosa
Lineage: Eukaryota; Fungi; Ascomycota; Eurotiomycetes; Chaetothyriales; Herpotrichiellaceae
Product: cytochrome p450 benzoate 4-monooxygenase
Exons: 2
Coding region: 467-2023 (518 amino acids)
Molecular function (GO): iron ion binding; monooxygenase activity; heme binding
Source: RefSeq, a predicted model, not a curated record